AUGAAGGCCAUCAAAGUCGUCGGGUACCAUCAAAACCUGAAAAUGGACGAGAGUCCACAGCCAGAGGUUACAGGUCCUCUCGAUGUCAUUGUCAAGAUCGGUGCGGCGGGCGUUUGCAGGUAUAUAUCUCGAGACCCCUUCAUCUCCCGCCUCACGAAUUGCUAUAGAAUAACUAACACACGCUCCCUCUCCAGAACCGACAUCCACAUCCUCGAAGGCCAAUGGGAAUCCAAAUCCGGCGUCAAACUCCCCUACACCAUCGGGCACGAGAACGCCGGCUGGGUGCAUGCCAAAGGCGAAGCCGUCACGGGUCUGAACAUCGGCGACGCCGUCAUCCUCCACCCCCUGGUAACCUGCGGCCUCUGCCGCGCCUGCCGCUUCGGCGACGACGUGCACUGCGAGAAUUCCACCUUCCCGGGCAUCAACGUCGACGGAGGCUACGCGGAAUACAUGAAGACCACGGCGCGCAGCAUCAUCAAGCUCGACCCGAAACUGCAACCGGCUGACGUCGCCGCGCUCGCGGACGCCGGCCUCACGGCGUACCACGUCGUCGCCAAAGCCGUCCGAUCUCUGCGUCCCGCGGGCGACUUCGUCGUCAUGAUCGGCGCCGGAGGCCUGGGACACAUCGGCAUCCAAUGCAUGAAAGCCGUCUCGGGAGCGACGCUCAUCGUCAUCGACCGCAACGCCGAAGCCCUCGCGCUGGCCAAGAAAAUCGGCGCAGACCAUACCCUCCUCGCCGACGAUUCGGAGAAUUUCGUCCAGCGCGUCCUGGACCUCACGUCGGGCCACGGCGCCGAAGCGGUCAUUGAUUUCGUCGCCGAGAACGGCACCACGACUUCCGGAGUGAAAAUGCUGCGGCGAGCGGGCAAUUACUACGUCGUCGGGUAUGGCGAGAACAUCAACAUCCCUACGAUCGACAUCAUCUCCGCCGAGAUCAAUUUCAUCGGGAAUCUGGUCGGGAGCUAUAAUGAUCUUGCGGAAUUGAUGGUGCUGGCCGCGCAGGGCAAAGUGGUGUUGCACACGAGUAAGUAUAAAUUGGAAGACUUUCAGAAGGCGAUUGAGGAUCUUCAGGAGGGGAGGGUCAGGGGGCGGGCGAUUUUGGUUCCGUAG
Messenger RNA from Lecanosticta acicola, 1110 nucleotides. Lineage: Eukaryota; Fungi; Ascomycota; Dothideomycetes; Mycosphaerellales; Mycosphaerellaceae. The record is from the annotation of a GenBank genome assembly.